This is a messenger RNA of Euleptes europaea (tarantolino), 2265 nucleotides long. It is a transcript of the gene COG2, whose product is annotated as component of oligomeric golgi complex 2. The transcript is spliced from 18 exons. The record is from RefSeq and is a predicted model, not a curated record. Gene Ontology annotation, biological process: intra-Golgi vesicle-mediated transport; Golgi organization; protein transport. Lineage: Eukaryota; Metazoa; Chordata; Lepidosauria; Squamata; Sphaerodactylidae. Bases 14 to 2233 code for a protein of 739 amino acids. Gene Ontology annotation, cellular component: COG complex; membrane.
GGGGCCUGCGGUGAUGGAGGCGCGGGACAUGAACCUGCCUCGGGGACCCGACCACCUGUGCUUCGACAAGGACGAGUUCAUGAAGCCAAACUUUGAUGUUGAUCACUUUGUGUCUGAAUGCAGAAAACGCGUUCAGCUGGAAGAGCUCCGGGAUGACCUUGAGCUGUACUACAAACUUCUUAAAACUGCCAUGAUAGAGCUCAUAAAUAAGGAUUAUGCCGACUUUGUUAAUCUUUCCACCAAUCUGGUUGGCAUGGAUAAAGCCCUUAAUCAGCUUUCGGUGCCUUUGGGACAGCUGCGAGAGGAAGUCAUGAGUCUUAAAUCAUGUGUCAGUGAAGGAAUCCAAGCAAUUGAUGAGCGUGUGUCUAAGCAAGAAGAUAUCAGAAGAAAAAAGAUGUGUGUACUGAGACUUAUUCAAGUCAUCACAUCCGUUGAGAAAAUUGAGAAAAUUCUGCACUCCCAAAACUCUAAAGAAAUGUCAUCACUAGAAGGAAACAGCCCUCUUCUCACUGGGCAGAUUUUAGAAAGAAUUGCCACGGAAUUCAACCAGCUACAGUUUCAUGCAGUACAGAGCAAAGGAAUGCCCCUGUUAGAUAAACUGAGACCACGGAUAGCUGGGAUAACAGCUAUGUUGCAGCAGUCUCUGGAAGGGCUGCUCUUAGAAGGCCUUCAGAGUUCCAACGUUGACAUAGUACGCCACUGUUUGCGGACCUAUGCGACAAUAGACAAAACCCGGGAUGCUGAAGCAUUAGUUGGCCAGGUGCUGGUGAAACCCUACAUAGAUGAGGUGAUUGUGGAACAGUAUGUUCAGUCUCAUCCUAACGGCCUUCAAACAAUGUACAAUAAAUUGCUAGAGUUUGUUCCUCUCCAUUGCCGUCUCUUGCGCGAAGUAACAGGGGGAGGUGUCUCAAGUGAAAAGGGGAAUACAGUUCCUGGUUACGAUUUUUUAGUCAAUUCUGUGUGGCCUGAAAUGGUUCGUGGCUUAGAAGGAAAGCUGCCGUCGUUGUUUAAUCCUGGCAACCCAGAUGCGUUUCAUGAGAAAUACACUAAAAGCAUGGAUUUCGUAAGGAAAUUUGAACGGCAGUGUGGCUCACAAGCCAGCGUGAAAAGACUGAGGUCGCAUCCGUCCUACCACAGCUUUAAUGAUAAAUGGAACCUUCCUGUUUAUUUCCAAAUAAGGUUCAGAGAAAUAGGGGGGGGCUUAGAAGCAGCCCUCUCCAACGGGUUAGAAGAGGCUCCAGCUGGAAGUCCUUAUUGCCUCUUGGCGACGCACAUGGCGUGGGCAAGUCUGCAGAAGUGUUGGUCAGAUCAAAUGUUCCUGCCGUUGCUAACACACCGCCUGUGGAAGCUCUCGCUGCAGAUCAUAGCUCGCUACUCUUUUUUUAUCAACGAGCUUUUGCUCAGGCCCGUCUCCAACGAAACGACAAAGGACAGUAAAAAAUCCUUGGCGAGCAUGAGCAGGGAAUCCUCUCUGAACCCAAGCCCGGCUGAGGAUCAAGGACCAGACUCUUCUUCAGAAGCACUGCCUUUAGCUUGCAUAUCCACUGCUCAGCUAGUUCUUGUCGCUGCAGAUCUGGAUAAACUUCAGGAAUGGCUUCCUGAAUUACUGCAAAUUAUCAAACCAAAACUUGAAACAGUUGGCUUUAAGAACAUAGCCUGCAUCUCAGGAGCACUGGAAGACUCGAAGGAGUCAUUACUGGGUUGCUGGCCAACCUUAAACAAUAAGAUUAUACAGGAUUUAAGUGACUCGUGCUUCAAUUGCCUGAAAAGUGCCCUGGAAGUUCCAAGAAUUUACAGAAGAACUAAUAAGGAAGUACCAACUAAGGCAUUGCCUUAUGUUGACAGCGCCCUUAAACCUUUCUACCAGCUGAAGAAUGAGUACAAAGAUACUUUGAAACUGGCUGUGAUUGAUCAGUGGUUUGAAGGAGCCCUCAGUAACAGCACUCAGAAGUACUUUGAGACUAUAUCAGAUAUUCUGAAUUCUGUAAAGAAAAUGGAAGAAAGUUUGAAAAGGCUGAAGCAGGCUAGGAAGACUGUGACCAUGAACAGUCCCUCUCCCAAUGGAGGCAUGAGUGACGAUAGCAAAAUCCGUUUGCAGUUGGCCUUGGACGUAGAGUACUAUGGAGUUCAGAUGCAGAAGAUGGGAUUGCAGUUGAGCAACAUCAGAAGUUUUUCGGCUCUUUUGGAGCUUGUUCAAGCUGCCAAGGAUCAGAUAUCAGCGGAACAAACGUAACACCGUUUCCAGAAGUGUUAUGAGAGCCAUUC